Messenger RNA from Symbiodinium sp. CCMP2456, 1131 nucleotides. The record is from the annotation of a GenBank genome assembly. NCBI's taxonomy places the organism in Eukaryota, Dinophyceae, Suessiales, Symbiodiniaceae.
AUGGCAAACAACCAGGCGCCGGCUCAGAUGAUGUAUUACUACGUCACCAUGCCGCAGCAAGGCCAGGGUCAGUACCCUCAGGAUGGACAGAUGCAGGGACAAACCAUGCAGCAGCCCAACUUCGUGGACCAAUCGCAGAUGCAGAACUUCAUGACCGGUCAGCAGUACGGCUUUGUGCAGACCCAAGACGGUAACAACGGGAUGAACAUGCAGAUGGGCCAGGUACCCAUGAUGGCCGCAAAUGGCGCCGCAAUGGGGAUGCCCGGUCAGCAGGUGAUGCUCGUCAUGGGUAUGCCCAACCAGCAGGGCCAGCAGAUGAUGGACCAGGGCCACCAGCAGGGAGGUUGGGCCUGCGGCGGACAGGACGCCAACGCGCAGCAAGGCCAGAACCAAGUGGGAGGCCAUCCAAUGAUGAUGCCCCAGCAACAGGCUUUCCAGCCUCAGCAACAGCAGCAGUUCCAGCAGAUGCCGCAGCAGCAACAACAGCAGCCGCAGCAACCGCAGCAGCAGUCCUCGAUGCAGCAGAUGCGACCGGCCCGCGCGGAUGGCAAAGACGAGGCGGAAGCGAAUUCCGCGAGUCAGCCGGCAGAGGCCCCGGCACCCGCUGUGAAGGCAGGAGCCAAGAAGAAAGGGCUUGCCAACAAGAAGUUGGAAAAGGCCACAGACAAGAAGGAGCCGACUCCUGCCGAAGCCAGUGCCCCCGCACCGGCAAUGACAGCGGCCGUCCCCGCCCAAUCGUCGACCCCUGCACCCGCCCCAGCGCAGGCGGAGGAGGCUGACCGGCCAGCCGGCCCAGAGGGCACUGAGUCCGGAAGCACAUCCGGACAAGUGAGCCGAUGGCCCGAUGUGAGGACAAGCGUGCCGAACGCGAGUGCCAAGCAGAACAGCUUCGCUUCAUCCAUCAAGGCCCUCAACUUGGAACCAAUGCGUGCUAACAACCAGCCCGCGAAGACCAACGGCCGCCCUCUGCGGACCCCGGUGGCGCCGUUGGAGCUCCCGGCAUCAGCGACGCAGGCGCCUGCGCAGACGCAGCAAUCUCAGCAGCCUCAGCCGCAGCAACCGUCGCCGACUCCGGCUGCCGUGCAGCCUCAGGAGCAGCCAAAGCCGCUACCGGCCCCCACGCCGGCUCCU